UAAGCUGUGGCUAUACGGUGCGGGCGAGCAAAGUCCCUCAAUCUCGCUCUCCCGGGGUGCUGCGCUCCACCCAACAUCACGUUGCCUGGACCAGAAGACUUUUCUCUGCACGAACACUGAAUACGGAAACCAGGAGGGACUUCUGCACGCGCCUUCCCGUUCAGAAAGUCACUGUCGCCCAGCGAUUCCCUUCCAUCUUACGCCUUCCCUACAUCUGCAACCCUCACCACCUCCCGGACGAGGGAAGGGGGUGGGGGAGCGCAGGGGUUAAAGUGACAGCCGCUGCCAGAGCUCCGUGGUUUUGUUCAAAAGGUGUCACAGCGCCAACGCGGCGGACCUACCUUGCUCUCGUCCUUCUCGCCGCUGGCUCUCGCUUCGGGAUCGUCGCUGUCCUCGGCGCCGGCCCUCUUGCCGGGCGGAUCAUCCGGAGCCGGAUGCUGCGGCGGCGACGGCGGCUGUGGCGGCGCCUGGCAGGCUCCGCCAGCCCCCUGGGAGCGGGGGAUGGGCUCUGGGCACGGAGAAACUCCCUCUACAUCCAUCUCCAUCUUCCCAUUCACUGGAGGACAAGACAAAAGCGGAGCGCAGAUUUGACAGCCGCCGGCGGCGGCUCAGCUGCCGGUGGCACGCAUGGCUCGCCGAGGAGGAGACGCCUCCCGCGCGCCCUCCCUCCCGCUAGCCUUCGCCCGCGCGCCCCGCAGCUCCGCUCCGCUCGGCUCCGGCACCGGCGGCGGGCCCGGGGAGCGCGAGCAGCGGGUGGCCGCGCGUCCUCGGAGCAAUGGCCUUCAGGAGCCCCCGGCAGUCCCGCUAAGCCGAGCGCAUCCCGGAGGCGGCGGCAGCGACGCCUCCCAGCCACGCGCCCAGCCCCGGGGCCGCCCGAGGACUCCCGCCUCAGCUGGGCCUCCGAUCCUCGUCGCUUUCCAGCCUCUCCGGGGUCCUCUCGGCGUCUCCCCUCCCCUCCGCUCUGAACAAAGUUACUGGAAGAACAAUCGCAUCGCUGGGACCUGCCGGCGAAACUGA
Messenger RNA from Orcinus orca (killer whale), 1017 nucleotides. RefSeq lists its product as uncharacterized. NCBI's taxonomy places the organism in Eukaryota, Metazoa, Chordata, Mammalia, Artiodactyla, Delphinidae. The record is from RefSeq and is a predicted model, not a curated record.